Molecule: messenger RNA, 450 nt
Organism: Nanorana parkeri
Lineage: Eukaryota; Metazoa; Chordata; Amphibia; Anura; Dicroglossidae
Gene: CCDC86
Product: coiled-coil domain containing 86
Exons: 4
Coding region: 1-429 (142 amino acids)
Cellular component (GO): nucleolus
Source: RefSeq, a predicted model, not a curated record
AUGAUUGCACAGCAUGGAGUCAUGUGCCCAUGGGUGGCAGAUCUGUUCUCUUGGUUCCAUCGGGAUUGUAACCGCUUGCCGUCCGCCUGUUGUGAAAGGAUGGACGGCAAAGUCCUGUUCUCCGACAUGGUAAAAGAUCGCCCACUGCACUCGUCCUGGGAUAUAAAAAUGAAAGGGCGCCAGGAAAAGAAAAUGGAAAAGAGAGAGCGUCGAGAGGAUAAUUUGAGACGCCGUCUGGAAAAUGAGCGCAAAGCUGAAAUUGUGCAAGUGAUAAGUAACCCGGCGAAACUGAAGCGAGCCCGCAAGAAGCAGUUACGGAAUAUAGAAAAGAGAGACACGCUCAUGAUGUCCAAGGCUGGGAAGAGGAUGUCACAGAAAAAGACAGCGCCUUCAAGGGAUGCAGCAAAAAAGAAGUCUGCUGCCAGCUGAGAGAGACUUCAGUGGGCUUUG